This is a messenger RNA of Alternaria arborescens, 603 nucleotides long. RefSeq lists its product as hypothetical. NCBI's taxonomy places the organism in Eukaryota, Fungi, Ascomycota, Dothideomycetes, Pleosporales, Pleosporaceae. The transcript has a single exon. The coding region runs from base 1 to 603 and encodes 200 amino acids. Gene Ontology annotation, molecular function: ATP hydrolysis activity; ATP binding; AMP kinase activity. Gene Ontology annotation, cellular component: cytoplasm; nucleus. The record is from RefSeq and is a predicted model, not a curated record.
AUGGCGCGCCAGAACCCAAACAUUGUCAUCACGGGUACACCCGGAGUAGGAAAGACAACACACGCUGAGCAAUUAGCGCAAGCGACAGGAUUCAAGCACGUCUCCGUGAAUCAGAUUGUCAAAGACGAGGGCUUCCAUGAGGGCAAAGAUGAGGAGACAGGGAGUUGGAUUGUAGACGAAGACAAAGUAUGUAACAUCCUUAUAACAAUCACGGUUUUCCGGGCUAAUGUGUGUUUCAUCCAGCUACUCGACCACCUGGAAUCCCUCCCCCUAGCCAGCACAGGCGGCUAUAUCCUCGACUGGCACGCGUGCGACCUGUUCCCCGAACGCUGGAUCGACCUCGUCAUCGUGCUGCGCUGCGACAGCACACUUUUAUACGAUCGUCUCACCGCGCGGGGCUACAAGGGAAAGAAGUUGGAGGAGAAUAUGGAUAGUGAAAUCAUGCAGGUUCUGCUUGAUGAGGCGAGGGAGAGCUAUAAAGAAGAGAUCGUGGUGGAGCUGAGGAGUGAGAGUAACGAGGACGUCGAGGGCAACUUGGAGCGAGUGGAGCAAUGGAUUGAGCAGUGGAGGAAAGACAGGCAGAAUGCGGAAGGGGAAGAGUAG